Lodderomyces beijingensis is the source of this 1317-nucleotide messenger RNA. The record is from the annotation of a GenBank genome assembly. Lineage: Eukaryota; Fungi; Ascomycota; Pichiomycetes; Serinales; Debaryomycetaceae.
AUGUUGUCAAGAGCAGUGAGUUCAUCGGUGAAGCGUAGUGCAAGACAAGCACAGGCGUUGAAGUCAAGAAGUUUUGCUUCAAGUUUGAAAGUCGCCAAUGUCACAUUAGCCAGAUCCAUUCACAGCAUCGGACAAACUCCCAUUCCAGCAAAGUCCACCGUCCAGUUCCAUUCGUUCCAAAGAUAUGCAUCGACAAAAGUGAAGGUGCCUGACAUGGCUGAGUCGAUCACUGAAGGUACUUUGGCUGCGUUCACCAAGGAAGUGGGCGAUUUCGUCAACCAGGAUGAAACCAUUGCCACCAUUGAAACGGACAAGAUUGACGUCGAAGUCAACUCGCCAGUCUCUGGUACUAUCAAGAGCUUUUUGGUCAAUGUAGACGACACUGUUGAGGUUGGACAAGAGAUUGCUGAAAUCGAAGAAGGUGACGCUCCAGCUGGCGGUGCUGUUGAAAAGCCAAAGGAAGAACCAAAGAAGGAAGAAGAGUCCAAGCCAGAGCCAAAGAAGGAAGAGUCCAAGCCAGAGCCAAAGAAGGAAGCACCACCACCACCAAAGAAGGAGGCACCACCAAAGAAGGAAGCUAAAGAAGAACCAACUCCAUCAUUCACAAACUUUUCAAGAAACGAAGAAAGAGUCAAGAUGAACAGAAUGAGAUUGAGAAUCGCUGAGCGUCUUAAGGAGUCUCAAAACACCGCUGCCUCAUUAACCACAUUCAACGAAGUUGACAUGUCCAACCUCAUGGAAAUGAGAAAAUUGUACAAGGAUGAAUUCCUUGAAAAAACCGGUAUCAAGUUGGGCUUCAUGGGUGCCUUCUCCAAGGCUGCUUGCUUGGCAGCCAAGGAUAUCCCCGCCGUCAAUGCCUCGAUUGAAAACAACGACACCUUGGUUUUCCGUGACUACACCGAUAUCUCAAUUGCCGUUGCUACCCCCAAGGGUUUGGUCACCCCCGUGAUUAGAAACGCAGAGUCAAGAUCGAUUUUGGGAAUUGAGCAAGAAAUCUCGGCCUUGGGUAAAAAAGCUCGUGACGGAAAAUUGACUUUGGAAGACAUGACCGGUGGUACUUUUACCAUUUCCAACGGUGGUGUCUUUGGUUCCCUUUACGGUACACCCAUCAUCAACAUGCCGCAAACUGCUGUGUUGGGAUUGCAUGGUGUUAAGCAAAGACCAGUCACUGAAAACGGACAAAUUGUCUCUAGGCCAAUGAUGUACUUGGCAUUAACCUAUGAUCACAGAGUCUUGGAUGGUAGAGAAGCUGUUACCUUCUUAAAGACUAUCAAGGAGUUGGUUGAAGAUCCUAGAAAAAUGUUGCUUUUGGAGUAA